This is a messenger RNA of Anopheles stephensi (Asian malaria mosquito), 2719 nucleotides long. RefSeq lists its product as uncharacterized. NCBI's taxonomy places the organism in Eukaryota, Metazoa, Arthropoda, Insecta, Diptera, Culicidae. The transcript has 7 exons. The coding region runs from base 29 to 1096 and encodes 355 amino acids. The record is from RefSeq and is a predicted model, not a curated record.
CCCCUUAGAAGACAUUGAAGGUUUAGAUAUGAUCAAGAGUUUUCCAGUUGCUGAUCGAUUGCAUCUUCUUGAUUUGGGUGGUAGUCGUAAAUUUCUGCAGGGAUUUAUGAAUAAUAAAAUGGUUAGCUUUGAUCGGUGGACAAGUGAUCAAAAAAAAAAUAUUUCUCACUUUUUGGUUAAAACCAAGCUUCCUUCCGAAGUACACCGACCAUUUCGAUCGCUGGAAACAAUUCAGUAUUGGAAAGGAACCGAGUUUAGAUCUUUUCUGCACUACGUUAGCCCUGUAAUAUAUAAAGAUUUCAUGCAUGAGGUAGGCUAUAAUCAUUAUCUACUCUACUUUUGUAGUAUUACAAUUUAUUCUUCGUCAACCCAUGCGCACUUACAUUCUCUUGCACGUAGAAUGCUUCUUAAAUUUGUUUUAGAUUUCCCAAUUCAUUAUGGUCGCACCCAUAUGAGCAGCAACAUACACAAUCUUCUGCACGUUCAUGAAGACGUUGAAGUGCAUGGUGAAUUGGACAACUUCUCGGCAUAUCCUUUCGAGAACUUUUUACAGUUUCUUAAAAGGUGUGUGAGGAAAGGUUCUAAAUGCUUAGAACAAGUAGCUGGUAGAUCCAAACUGUUUGCCUCGAUGAAUGUAAUCUCUAGUUCAAACAAAAACGUGUAUCCAUGUGUAACUUCGGAUGGCUGUGGGUUGCAUAUUACUGCCAGUUUUGUUUUAAAACCUGUGUUUAAAGAUCAGUGGUUAUUAACAACAUCUAACUCAAUAGUUAAAUUUGUAAGGGUGGAAAUCUCCUCCCAAAAUAUUUUUAUUAUACAUGGCAUUCAAUACGAAAAUAACGUAGAUUAUUUUCACGUUAAUAUUGAAGACGAUGUUUCGCGUAUUGAAUUAAAAUCUAGUGAAAUUGGUAUUUACAAACUAAAUUCUUUUCUUCCAUCAUUACCAGUCACCUUGACCAUUGAAUCUAUAAAAUGUAAAUUAGUAGCCGUUAAUUUGCCUCCUCGUCCUCUAGUUUAUUUCAAUGUAGAUGAAUUUGUAGACGAUACACCCCCACUUAUAUUAUUUAUUCCUUUGUUACACAGUUUUAAUAAUAAUUGAUAACAUAUUAAUGGUGGUGGCGAAUUGGUGGCAGUAAAAUUAUUAUAGUCAUUAAAACCUAGUACACAGUUGGAAGACAGUUGAGAUGCAUGAGGAUCAACAAUCCAACUAAGUUGAAAUGAGCACCAUUUUUCAAUUAGCAACAGACGUUGACGACAUGGAAUAAUGCCCUUACGAAUCGCCAGGGAACACAUCCUUUUCAGAAAGGAAAAAAAGUAAAAAAUGAGUGCAAUCCAGGAAUACGUUUUCACCCAGUCUGCUUUACACAUUGCUCAUCGUUUUCCUACUGCUAGGAGGAGAUGUGUAUCGAACACCGGCAGACGGAAAAUUGUUUGUGUCUCACUCAACAUCGGACAUCGGAUCGGCAAGUCGAGGGAAUCAGUUUCAUCAUAAUGUUUUAAUAAAUACAAAUUUAACAGCACAGGUAACUUAAAAGCAAAACUCAUAAAUCGAACUGCUUCCACAAUUUUAGUUUCAUUUUUUUUUCUUUCUCCCUGUAUGAUGGAUCGCGACAACCAUAACCUUUUUUUCCGGGGGCCCACACCGGAAAAUGGGGGAACUGGGACGAAAUUUGUUUAAGUUAUUUUACCGAUGUCGAACAAAAGGGACGCUUUUCUAUCACGGAAAAAGUUUCUUGCGUUUGGAGCACAUGUGGACACAAACCAUCACAAGCGGCAAACAAAGGUAUACCCAAAAAUCCUACCAACUAUAACUACCAUCUCAAACCCCACUACAUACUUUCUUUUUCCUUUUUUUCUUCUUUUUUUUACAUUAAAUGCACUCAACUAUCAUUUCUUGGGCUCACUGCGAUGGCAAUGCGUGCUGGCAAGCCUGGAUUAAGUCAACUCGAGGAGGGGUUUACUGGGCAAGACAUCGAUUGUAACUCUUGUAUCGAUUGAUUGUGAUCGAUGAAUCCCACAUUUCUCGUGGAUGGUUGGUUGAUCCAGGUUGUAUUAUGAAGAUAUCCCUCCUAGAGCAGUGCUGUGAAACUUUGAGAACGAAUGCGCCUAACACAUCGCUCGUUUUUAUGGACACUCGAAUAAUCUUUCAGGAGAAUAUACAUUUGAGUUAUCAUCAACAAAAAUACGGAAUGGACGGGAUGGACGCUUAAGGCAACCAGAAUUAUUUGCAUGUUUAAGCAAAUGGAUGGAUUUGUAACUUAGAACUUAGCUUCCAGGAAAAGAAGAUCUUCUACACUAUCCACAGAGCGGAAUCGUCCCGGUUUGUUAGGCUGGCUAGUGUUAGCUAGUGGUUGCUUCUUGCCCAUAAAUUCUUCCACCAAUCCGGCUAUAUAUUCUACUCUGCCACUGAGCUGCCGAAUCUCCUGUGUAAUUAUGUCCUGCCGGACCUGGACGUUCGCUAGCAUUCGGCGCAUGGAUUGAAAUUCCUGCGCCGAACCCGUCGCGGAUGAUGAUACCGGCACAUUGUUGUUGCAGUCGGAAUUUUGCUUGGAAUCCAUCUAAAAUUGAAGAGAGCGUAGUUAGGGACAUUUUAACUUUCCACUGUGUUAUUUAAAACAGUUUUUUCUUGCCUUUUUGCGAAAAUUAUCGGAACACUCGUCACAAGACUAUCCUGAACCAGAACUAAAGCAAAAUAAAAUGUUCACCAUUCUUCGAAUUUGAA